AUGAGAACAGGAACUUCUCUCAUCGCGGCUUCGGCUCUGCUGAGCGCAGUCUUUGCCGCUCCAGCUCCCGCACCAAACCGUGUCAAGGCUCGUCAAGAGUCCGCCGUACAAUUCUUGGACAACACAAACAACCCGACCGCCACACCGUACGGACCGGAAGGUGCAUCUGGUUCUCUGAGAGGUGGGCUCGAGCUCGCGGGCUUCAACCCUACCAAUCUUAUCAGCUCGUACGACCCUGCUGUGGUACCAUCGAGUGCUUUCAGCGUUGGUCCGCUUCAGACUGCAAGUGCAGAUACAGGCUUCUAUCUUGACUUGAGUCGGAUUGAGAACCCUCAGCCUAUACGUGGCGCUGGAGGCAAGUCGCCUACAGACCCUGGACCGAGGAACAGAAUGCUCGAGAAGCAGAACCCUGAUCUGUAUGCCCCUCCUGGUACCGACUCUGGCGAUGUUGCCAACGCAAAAUGGCCGCUGGGUCUUUCUCACAACAGACAUGGCUUGAAUGGCGCCGGGUUCGCAAGACAACAGAAUGUUGACCUUCUGCCUGUUGCUAAAAAUAUGGCCGGCGUCGACAUGCAUCUUGAGCCAUAUGCAUAUAGAGAGUUGCACUGGCAUCAGGCAAACGAGUGGUCUUAUAUCCUCAACGGCUCUGUUCGUCUCAAUGCCGUCAACGAAGCCGGUGAGACGACUACAGAUGACCUCUCUGCUGGUGACGUCUGGUUCUUCCCUGCGGGCAUCCCUCACAGCAUUCAGGCCGGUCCUACUGGUGUCGAGUUCUUGCUUGUCUUUGACGAAGGCAGCUUCAGCGAAGACAACACCUUCCUUCUCUCCGAACUUUUCGCCAGAAACCCAAAGUCUGUCUUGGCCAAAGAUCUACGUGUCGACAUCUCAGCUCUCGACCACAUUCCCCAAGAUCAAUUAUACAUCUUCAACGGCUCAGCAUAUCCAGCCAAUGUAUCUGAUCCUCUCAACAACAUCACCGGUCCUGCUGGCGUAAUCCCAAACAAAAACUCGUAUACCUAUCACUUCUCCGAGCAAGCUCCUUACGAAGUCCCCGGCGGUAGUGUCAAGAUCAUCGACACCCAGACAUUCCCCGCCGCCUUCGAUUUCGCCGUCGGUCUCUUCACCAUAAAACCCGGCGCCAUGCGUGAACUACACUGGCACACCACCUCCGACGAAUGGGACUUUAUAAUCAGCGGUCAAGGCCGCCUGACCCUCUUCCAAGCACCCCAAGCCUCUCGCACUUUCGACUUCCAAGCCGGCGAUGUGGGAUAUGUGCCGGUCGUUACUGCUCAUUACCUUGAGAAUACGGGUACUGAAGACUUGGUAUAUCUUGAGGUCUUGCAAGCACCUAUUUACAAUGACAUCAGUGUUGCGCAGUGGUUAGGCUUGACGCCUAAACAGGUUGUCAAGGAGCAUUUGGGCUUUAGUGAUGAUACGCUCAAUCGCUUGCCGAAGAUUAAACCAUUCAUUCUGCCUGGAGAUACUGAUUUGGGACAGACCAACUUUACCUCUGAAAAUGAAUAA
Messenger RNA from Aureobasidium subglaciale EXF-2481, 1524 nucleotides. RefSeq lists its product as uncharacterized. The record is from RefSeq and is a predicted model, not a curated record. NCBI's taxonomy places the organism in Eukaryota, Fungi, Ascomycota, Dothideomycetes, Dothideales, Saccotheciaceae. The transcript is spliced from 3 exons. Gene Ontology annotation, biological process: oxalate metabolic process. The coding region runs from base 1 to 1524 and encodes 507 amino acids.